UCCGGUGAGAGAAACGAGAACUAAAACAUUUCUAACAUGCCUGUUCGACUAGGUGGACGAAUAAAUUAGUCAAAUAAUAGUAUUUCUGCUAAUUCUUGAUGCUGUAAACAGUUAUUGAGUAUGUUUUCUUUGUUCAUCGGGGGUUUGGCGCUGCUAAUGCGCGCGAGUUUUCAAAGUGGGCGAGUCAACGUUGCCAGGAUGUUCAACAGGCUAGUUAGCUAGCUAACCAGAGUUAGCUUCGGACUUUACAGAGUUUACUGUCUGGGGAAAUGCUCGUAAAGUGGUGUUAAACUCUGUACUGGCAACACAAUCUGCGUUUACGAGAAACGUUCUGUGUGUAAGCGUUUUCAUGCUCUGUAAUUUAAAAAUGCAACAAACAUUAGUUGAGUUGGUUCGCUGCUUUAAGAUGUAAACAGUAGCAGGGGCAGCACUCAGCAGUCAAAGGCAGCGUUGAUUAGAUGAGCUACUAAAAUAAACUUCCAAAUCUUUUUUGGUAUUCCAACUGCAGGCAGGGCAGUAUGUCGAUUGAUUUUGACAGCGCUGCUCUUCAGACUCAGCAUGAUGAAGACGAAUACGACCAGGAAGACUACGCAAGAGAGCAAGAGUUGCACAAACUGCUCACAGACCUACCAGAUGACAUGCUGGAAGAUAGCAGAGACUCCUCCUCCCCUGAGCUGGAGUGCUCUACCUACAGCAAUAAAAACACCAGCAACAGCCCACAGUCUAAGUGGAACCAGGAUUGGUCUGAUCAUACACAGCCCACUUCUCACACACAGGCUUAUGAAGUCGACCAUGAUCAUGGUUCGCAUGAUGAGUAUGCCUACGAGGAUGGUCCUGCGUGCGCUAACGAACAUCUGAGUCACCCUCAUAAUGCAUUACUGCCUCGCAGCUGGAACCAGGAUCGUCACCUAGCUCAGGAAAAUCAUUCAUGCACAAACAUGGACUCGGGUGAAUAUGCAGAGACCAGGGAUUUUUCUGCAGAGUGCGAGCCCAGGUUGUUCCCUGAGAGCACCAAAAACAAUGUGGAUUAUAAUGGAGACGGAGGCUACAGGAACCAGCAAUGCCGUGGUGACCACAGCACCAGAACCCAUUUCCAAAAAUUAACAUCAGGACAAGGUGACCAUGGUGGUCAUCAUUUCAAGGUUAAUAAUUAUAACCCUCAGCUCACUGCCCACCUGCCAAAAAUGUUACACCCGGAUUCCAUUCAGCAAAAAGAUCAAUUCGAUCAGCUGCAGAGGGAAUUUUUGGAUUCGACGCAGCAAACUGCUGAUAGGGAACAAGUUGCCCAGCUGCAGGUUUUAAAUAAAGCUCAACAGAGGCAAAUAGACGACUUGGAGCGGAAAUUGGAGGAUUCCCGCCGUAAUAUGAGAUACAUCGAGCAUCAGUUUGCAAUCGUCAAAGAUGAAAAAGACGGCCUUGCGGUAAGUUUCAAGGAGUCAAGUCGAUUGAUUGAAGAAGCAAAGAGAGGAGAGGUUCAAAUGCAAAACAAGCUAAAGGCUCUGGAGCAGCAGGUACAGAUCCUCAGAGAGAAAGACCAGGAGAACACGAUGAAGCUGAAUGUUGCUGAUGCUGCAGUGGACAGCAUGAAGCAGCAGAUGUUGGAGCUUUGUCGCUCUGACACUCUGUCCAGAGCACGGCAGCAGCACGACAGAGACCUCGCCAUCAUAAAGGAGCAGCACGAGGCGGCGCUUUUGGCCUUGCAGCAGAAACUCGACUCCACCUCACAGGCCCUGAAUGACCAGAUUAAUGUUGCUCAGAAGUUACAGCAGCAAGUAAAGGAGCUGGAACGUCAGCGAGAAGAAGAGCAACUGGAGCGAGCCAGAAUCGUCAAUUCUCUCACCCAGCGCCUGGAGGAGAGUCAGCAACAAUGCGCCAAGCUGCUGCAAACCAAUUCAGUACAAGAAAUGAGUCAAAUGAAGAUCAAACUACAACAAGCCCAGUCCGCCAAGGCGUUGAGUGAAAACAUGAACAAGGUUUUACAGGAAGAUAUGGCUGAGCUGAAAGAGCAGAUAACUCUGUAUGAAUCUGCACUAAAACAUGGCGUUAUAGCGAUUGACCUAAGUAAGGACUGGGAGAACCAUCUGUCUGAAUCCUGCAUGGAUCUGGGACUGAAGAAACCCGAAAGAAAAAAUGGCACACUUCACAGAACUGCUCUGAAUCACCUGUCAGACUCCAAACUGCCCAAGGACGAAGCUCUCAGGCUCCUGCGUGUGGAAAUGCAGCGCUGCCUGGGAUGUUUAAAGGGGAAGAGGCUGAAGAUCAGUCAGCUGCAGGAGGAGCUCCAACACUCGCAGGCUCGAGUCAGCGAGCUGCAGGCCGAGUUGGAAGAAGCAAAACUCAACUCCUCAGCCAGAGAGACCAGCCCCAUGAAACACCUGGAGAUGACUGAAGACUCUCAGAAAGAGUUGAUGAGAAUACAAGAAGAGAAACAACACUUGCUGGAACAAGUGGAGCUGCUUGAAAAGAAGCAUAAGGAGCUAAAACAGAGCGAGGAAAAGCUAAAGGUUGCCAACUCUGAGCUGUGCACCAAAAUGAGGGAAAUGAUCCAAGAGCUGGACCAAGAAAAGCAAGAAGCGGCUGAGAGGACUGAGCGGAUUAAUCAGCAGUAUAGAGAUGAUGUGGUGAACCGGGUCAGAACUGAACUCAUGCUAGAACACAAUGCUGAGGUGGAGCGGCUGACUGCACAGCACCAACAGCAGAUCCAGCAGCUGCAAAACCAGCUGUCAGAAGUCAGCGAUAAGAUGUUGGCUGUGCAGCAAUGUUACAUCGCUAUGUGCAAGGAGAAGUGUUCCCUGGAGGAAACUGUGGAGAAGAGAGACCACGAAGAGAGCAGUAUAGCCGUGGAAAGGCUGAGAGGUGAACUUGAGGCCAAGCAUCAGGCCUCGAUGAUGCACCUUAAAGAAGACUGGUCCAAAGAGAAAGAGGCUGAAAUCCAGCAGGAAGUGAGCUCUCAUGUAGCUUCUACUGAAGCCAAAUGGAAGAAAGAACUUCAAAAGAGAGAGAAAACCUGGGUUCAGAAGCUGGAGGAGGCUGAGAAAGAGAGAAACCCAGACACUGCUGAGGUGACCUGCCAGACAGAUGAGCUAGAGGCCAGAGGUCGGACAGUUUAUGCUGAGGAGCUGGACUCCAGGCUCGCUGCCCAGAAACAUCAGCUGCAACUGGAAGCGGAGAAAGUGCAACACAAAGCUGUGGAGGAAGCCAGGAAACAAGUCCAGAGAGAGUUAGAAGAGAAACACCUGAACGACAUGGCCAAGCAGGUUGAAGGAGCUGUAACCCGAGCCUACAGCCGUUGGAUUGAGGACUUGUCUUCAUUACCAGAAUACCAAGCAUUUCUCCAAAGGGAAAAGGAGAAAUGGGAAGAGCUUCAAGAAGAAGUUACAAACCAAAAAAUAUCCCAGGCCCUGCGGAAAGCAGAGGAGGAGUGGCACAAGAACCAAGUGGAGCAGCAGAAAGUGGUGGAGCUUCAGGAGGCACUGGCAGCCCUCAAGAGCCAGCUGGAGCAAGCCACCAGAGAGCAAGCUGCCCUACUGAAAGUUGAGCUGGCUGCAGCCCGAGCAGCGUGGUACAGAGACAAACAGCAGGAGAUCUCUAUCAUCCAGACCCGAAACGAGCAAGCAUGCCAAACCAAGCUGCAAGAGCAGUGCAAAAACCUAGAGCAGGCUGUGCAGGAAGUUAGAGAAGAUGCUAACCUCCAGAGGAAGGAGCUGCUGCUGGAGAUGGAGGCCAAGCUUCAGCAGGCUAUGAGGACACGAGAAGAGGAGUGGAGAUGCCGGUAUGCAGAGAAGGAGCUGGCCCAAAGACAGCAGAUGAAGGAAAAAUUCUUAGCAGAGCUUCACACUGCAGUUGCCAAGGUCGCUACACAACUUAUAAGGCCUUGUGAAACAGACCAUCAGGAGACUGAAGAUAGCAGGAGCAUCAGCGGGUCGCCAUUGGAAGCUACCAUCACAAACACCAUAGAAACCUCGUGCAGAGACAUGGUGACCAGAGCCGUAUCCGAGGCCAAGAAAGAAUGGAAGAAAAUUAGCGAAGAAAGGCUGAGCCGCAUCCUCAAAGAAACACAAGAGAAACAUAUAAGAGAAAUCAACAAAAUGCAAGGCUCUUCGUCUCAGAGGAAGGAGCAGUCUCGUUGCAGGAAGGAAUGCUCUGAGAGCUUAGGUAAGCUACAGAAGAAGAAUCAGGAACUCCAGAGACAUUUAGAGAAAGCUUGCCAUCAACUCCAGCACCGCAUCCGUGAACACAAAACUGCCAUGCAGCGCCUUAAAGAUGAGCAUGAAGGCAGAAUACAGAAACUAAAAGAGGAACAUCUGCAGCAGUUAGAGGAAGUGAAGAGAUCUAAAGAAUCCUCAGGAAGUUCUGAUCACCAACAAAAUCUUCAGCAAGGCCUCGAGGAGAUGAAGCAGCAAUACCUGAUCACUGUGGAAAAGAUCAGAGGAGACAUGCUGCGUUACCUUCAGGAAAGUCGGGAGCGUGCAGCGGAGAUGAUCCGCAUCGAGGUGCAGAGGGAGAGGCAGGACACUGCCCGGAAGAUGCGGCGCUACUAUCUGACCUGUCUGCAGGAGUUACUGGAGGAUGGGGGGGAAACAACAGGUGCUGAAAAGAAAAUAAUGAAUGCCGCGAGCAAGCUGGCAGCCAUGGCUAAGGUGCUGGAGACGCCGGUCAAAAGUAAACCGGGAAAGAAUUACUCUUUACCAAGUGGUUCAGCGGGUGGAUCUUCUAGCGCCAUUGGGUGUGUGCCAAAUAGAAGUGCAGGUUUCAGUAGCAACCUGACGGCGCUAACUGAACUUCCUGAUUUCAGACCAGAGCAGCGACCCCAGAGGGAAAAGGCUUCUGCUGAUUCAGGGCCACAAUCAACCGCAGCAGUUAGGACCAAACUUUUAGGCCCCCAGGACACUCCUGGACAUCAGGAGGGCUCAGGCGAUGCAGGCACAAAGCCCAAAACCUUUAACACAAGCCCCCCUUCUUACAAAUGUUCUCAGCAGACAUCUUUCCAAUCCCACAGGGAUUUUGUCAGUUUCUCAGUGAGGGGUAAAAGCACUGAGUGGUUUCUGCAAGGAGGCAAAGCAGAUGGCCGCCUGGAGUCAGCGAGACAGAGCCGACCUUCUCCCAUCCAGGAGGCUCCGGUCAGAGAUGAGAACCAGAGGGACUGGAGCGGGACUAGCAACGACUCAGACACUGGUCCACACAGAUCCAUACUGUUGUACCCAGGGAGGAAAGUUGAACCAGCGAGGCCUUUUCCUAUGAACACUGCUUCUGAUACUGAAAUAAGAGCGUUUGGCGGCUUCACUCCAGACGCUUCAGACCUAACGGUGUAUAAGGAAAUCCCCCAGCAGACACUUCCGACUGAAAGCAACACUCAAGCAAAGAAAAGUCUAGUCAGAGAGCCGAUCCCCGGCUCUGAGUGUGAAAGCAAACGUGAAGUUUGUUCCAGGCUUCUGUUCUCUGAGCUGAGGCAGCGGCAGCAGGACAGCGGGUUCGACAGUCCGUUCUACCAGCAGAAAUGAUGAAGGGAGGGCAGGUGUGAGGUGAAGUUAGAGCCUCAGAGGUGAUGGUCCAAGUAGCUUAAUUUGGACUGGAUUGUGCCUUUAACUCAGUGUUUUAUGUUUACAUGUUCUAAAACAUUUAGAACAUUUUUCAUUAGUGGUUUUGUGGAUGGAAAUAUCGUUUGGAUGUUUUGGAAAUACUUCUUUGCUUUCUUCUAGUGAGUAAUUUACAGGGUUUGGUCAAAGUAUAGAAACCCAUCAUCUCCAUGAAUAUAUGCAAAAUAUGCAAUAUUUUGUCUUUUUACAGGGUUAAUUGAUUAAACAACAAACAGAUUGUUAAAAAAAUUAUUUGUUGCAGAACGUUGAUCUUAUUGCAGAUUUUCUUAUUCACGCCGGAUCAAAAUAAUACAUGCAUUCCCCAAUAAUAUUGCAUAAAUGUCCCAAAGGAGAAUUAGACGAGUUGAUUUAAACAGGUUGGAUUCCUUGAAGAGACCCAGUUCAUAAGCAUAGUCCAUUCCUUUUUUUUUAUCGAUUCAAGGUGUGGGAAACCUUGUCAGCCUGCUGUACCAUUUCCAAAACCAGUCUUAUGAUGUGUUUGGGGUCGUCGUCCUGUUGGAUUACCCAAUUAGCUCCAAGUGUCACUCAUCCGACUUAAACUGUCUCCUUCAGAUGAAUGGAAAUGAGUUUGGUUGUUGAGAAAGGAACCCAGAAAUCACCAAGCCUCAAACCAAUUAUUAACAGGUCCGCAAGGUUUUAUAUCUACACCAUCUGAAAAGGUGCCAAACAAGAAAGACCCCCUGCUCCAACAUGUACAGCUGCCUGCAUGGACAAGCCAGAUGUUCUGGAGAAACUGUCUCAGCUGUUUGGUCACAAUGAUAAAAAUUAUGCUUGGGAGAGUUGACAUGACUCUUUUAAAAGAAACCCUGUACCAACGGUGCAGCAGGGUGGUGGUAGUGUAAUGCUGAGGGGCUGUUUUGCAGCCAGUAGUACUGGUGGGUUGCAUAAAGUUAGUAGAAUAAUGAGGAAGAACUACAUCCAAAUUGUUCCCCUCAAAUCAACAACUAGAAAGUUGAACCUUGGACACAGUUGAGUGUUUCACCAGGACAAUGAUCGCUAACACACAUCAAACCUGGUUUUAGGAUGUAUAAAACAGGCUAACGUGAAACUCCUGGAAUGGCCCUGAAUCAAGCUUAAUGAAAACCUAAGAUCUGUGCUUCAGGGCUGUGUCCGUUCUAGAAAACCAACCAAUUAAAAGUCAAAUAUGCAGCCAGGACUAUGCCAGAAGCUUGCUGAUUGCUACCAGAGCAUGUCCUUUUUCUGCAAUCUGUACAUUUGAGCCUAUAUUGUAUAAUUAUGACCUUAUGUGGAUUAGAGAAAAUCCACAUUAAAUUCAAACUAUUUUCACCCAAUUCGCUGUAUCUUAUUUAUCAUUCCACCCCCGGAGAAACAAGAUGGCACAAACAAAACCCCAAAUUAAUCUGGGAUCCAUGCUCAUGAUGAGUUAAUACAAAGUUUUGAUCAGUGCUGUACAUCAUUAAGAUAAUAUACCUGUAACAUAAAACUUAAAGAAUAAAAACCCAGGCAGCAGCUGUUUUAUUUUACUCGUCUUAUCGAUAAAAUAGGUGGAAAGAGCCUCCACGGCACAUUUAGGGCUCCAAAUCACCUUAUCACACAUUCUGAACCUGCACCGAGGCAAAUUAAGGGAAGUUUUGAUCUGGAUAAAGCAGAUAAAACUUGUUAAUUAUUGACUGGUCAAGUUCCCUCAGUGUUUCAUUCUGUUUUGCAUCACUGUGCAAAGCUAAUCUCUGCCACUGAUUUUAGCUUUACUUUCACCACGUAGCUGUGAUAUGUGCAUUGAUCCUCCCCUUUAAGUCACAAGAAGAAAGUAAAGAAGCAUCUUUACCGAAACUGCUGUUGUAUAGUGAACAGUUUGUAGCAAAGUAAAUGUUUAUAUAUAAUCUAGAGGUCAACUGGGUUACAUUAAAAUGUCACCCCAGUUUGAGCAAAUCUGCCUUUCUUUUGUUAACUUUGAUUAGGUUUAAUAAAAUCACUACCCUGUUAACAAGUUGAAAUGCAAACUGAACACAGGAAAACUCAGGAAACUUCUUACACUCCUCACUUUUAAUAUUAAGGUUGGCUUGUUUCAAAUAAAAUCUUGUUUUAAAAAGGAUACAAGUUUACUUUUUGUUUUUGAAAGCAAAACAACAAAAGCCAUUGAAUAAAUAUUUUUAACUCCAUCCACAUGGAAAUAUCUGAAUGACAUAAAACGGCUGCUAGCUCUCAGCAUAAAGUCCUAGAUAUUCAAGUUCUGUUUCUAUGUUUGAAACGUGUUUUAUGUUCCAUGUUCGUGUUUUUAUAUUGUGAAAUGUCUUACACCGGAUUUACAAGAUGAGCUGUGCAUACAUUAUAACUGUUUUAUAUUUAUAUGUGUAUAUAUACUUUUAAAGACAUUUUAAUAAACCUCGUCUUAUUUGAAACUGAAA
Girardinichthys multiradiatus is the source of this 7963-nucleotide messenger RNA. RefSeq names its product centrosomal protein 152 (gene cep152). The transcript has 27 exons. Gene Ontology annotation, biological process: centriole replication. Gene Ontology annotation, cellular component: centrosome. The record is from RefSeq and is a predicted model, not a curated record. Lineage: Eukaryota; Metazoa; Chordata; Actinopteri; Cyprinodontiformes; Goodeidae. Bases 519 to 5501 code for a protein of 1660 amino acids.